Fukomys damarensis (Damara mole-rat) is the source of this 6863-nucleotide messenger RNA. RefSeq names its product dual 3',5'-cyclic-AMP and -GMP phosphodiesterase 11A. Gene Ontology annotation, molecular function: protein binding; 3',5'-cyclic-nucleotide phosphodiesterase activity. The record is from RefSeq and is a predicted model, not a curated record. The transcript is spliced from 20 exons. The coding region runs from base 121 to 1947 and encodes 608 amino acids. Gene Ontology annotation, biological process: signal transduction. NCBI's taxonomy places the organism in Eukaryota, Metazoa, Chordata, Mammalia, Rodentia, Bathyergidae.
ACGCCGCCUUGCUGGGCACACCUAACAGUGUCUGUAGACUGCAGAAAUACUGGAUGCGAUCGAAGAUUCAAUGAUGAAAUUGACAAGCUAACAGGAUACAAGACAAAAUCACUACUGUGUAUGCCUAUCCGAAGUAGUGAUGGUGAGAUUAUUGGUGUGGCACAAGCGAUAAAUAAGAUUCCUGAAGGUGCUCCAUUUACUGAAGAUGAUGAGAAAGUCAUGCAGAUGUAUCUUCCGUUUUGUGGAAUCGCCAUAUCUAAUGCUCAGCUUUUUGCUGCCUCAAGGAAAGAAUAUGACAGAAGCAGGGCUUUGUUAGAGGUGGUUAAUGACCUCUUUGAAGAACAGACUGACCUGGAAAAAAUUGUCAAAAAAAUAAUGCAUCGAGCCCAAACUCUUUUGAAAUGUGAACGUUGUUCUGUUUUACUCCUAGAAGACAUCGAAUCACCAGUGGUGAAAUUUACCAAGUCCUUUGAACUGAUGUCCCCAAAGUGCAGCGGUGAUGCUGAGAACAGUUUCAAAGAAAGCAUGGAGAAAUCGUCGUAUUCUGACUGGCUAAUAAAUAACAGCAUUGCUGAGCUGGUUGCUUCAACGGGUCUUCCUGUGAAUAUCAGUGAUGCCUACCAGGACCCAAGGUUUGAUGCUGAGGCUGACCAGAUAUCUGGUUUUCAUAUAAGAUCUGUUCUCUGCGUCCCUAUUUGGAAUAGCAACCACCAAAUAAUUGGAGUGGCUCAGGUGUUGAACAGACUUGAUGGGAAACCUUUUGAUGAUGCAGAUCAACGACUUUUUGAGGCUUUUGUCAUCUUUUGUGGCCUUGGUAUCAACAACACAAUUAUGUAUGAUCAAGUGAAGAAGUCCUGGGCUAAGCAGUCUGUGGCUCUUGAUGUGCUAUCAUACCAUGCAACAUGUUCAAAAGCUGAAGUUGACAAGUUUAAGGCAGCCAACAUCCCUCUGGUGUCAGAACUGGCCAUUGAUAACAUUCAUUUUGAUGACUUUUCCCUUGACGUUGAUGCCAUGAUCACGGCUGCUCUCCGGAUGUUCAUGGAGCUGGGGAUGGUACAGAAAUUUAAAAUCGACUAUGAGACACUGUGCAGGUGGCUCUUGACAGUGAGGAAAAAUUACCGGAUGGUCCUGUACCACAACUGGAGACACGCUUUCAACGUGUGCCAGCUGAUGUUUGCGAUGCUGACUACUGCUGGGUUUCAAGAGAUUCUGACGGAGGUGGAAAUUUUAGCUGUGAUUGUGGGAUGCCUGUGUCAUGACCUCGACCACAGGGGAACCAACAAUGCCUUCCAAGCUAAGAGUGACUCCGCGCUUGCCCAACUCUAUGGGACCUCGGCUACCUUAGAGCAUCACCAUUUUAACCAUGCCGUGAUGAUCCUUCAAAGCGAGGGUCACAACAUCUUCGCUAAUUUGUCCUCCAAGGAAUAUAGUGACCUUAUGCAGCUUUUAAAGCAGUCAAUAUUAGCAACAGACCUCACGCUGUAUUUUGAGAGGAGAACUGAAUUCUUUGAACUUGUCAGUAAAGGAGAAUAUGAUUGGAACGUCAAAAACCAUCGUGAUAUAUUUCGAUCAAUGUUAAUGACAGCCUGUGACCUUGGAGCCGUGACCAAACCGUGGGAGAUCUCGAGACAGGUGGCUGAACUUGUAACCAGUGAGUUCUUUGAACAAGGAGAUCGAGAGAGAUCAGAACUCAAACUCACUCCUUCAGCUAUUUUUGAUCGGAACCGGAAAGAUGAACUACCUCGGUUGCAACUGGAGUGGAUUGAUAGCAUCUGCAUGCCUUUGUAUGAGGCAUUGGUGAGAGUCAAUGUGAAACUAAAGCCUAUGCUGGAUUCAGUGGCUGCAAACCGAAGUAAGUGGGAAGAGUUGCACCGAAAAAGACUGCUGGUCUCAGCUGCCUCCCCAUCCUCAACCAGCCUCAUGGUGGCUGAAGAAGACGGAAACUAAACCUCUGUCUUCUCGGAGCUGCUGCACAAUGAGUGUGGCCUGAAGGACCAGCUCCAACCCAGCCAUCUCAUCCUUUUGUUCUCAUAGCUCAAUCAGACCUGAAGUCUUGGGGAUGUGGAUGCACUGGGAAGUGUUCUGGGCUCUCAGCAUGGAGUGCUCAGCAGCUGAGAACAGUACAGAAGCUCAAAGAAGAGGAGCGUGGAGCCUCAGCUGCCCCUGAUGAUUGCACAUGGGCUGAGACAAAGGCUUUCGGUACAAGACUGGUUUGGACCCGCAGACCUGGGGACAGCCAGGUCUGCCCAGUCUGAGUUGAGGGAAUAUGGAACAGUGAAAGCAUGCUUACUGCUGCUUCAUUCAGUAUAUGCGCUUCAAUCUGUUACGAGCCAAACACUGCCUGAUUCUGUAGCCUUUCCUAGAGUGCCCUUUUAGGCCAGACUGUCCCAGGAAUCCAGCUUUGUAUUCCAUAGAGGUAUUUUAUUUUCAGUCCUACAGCUUCUUUUUUUUUUUUCUUUUAAAGAUAAAUAAGAUGGUUUAUCUGGGGAAAUAAAGGAUGAAAAAACAAGAGGAUAGACAGCUACCAUGUGGUGCAAGGGGACAUCAGGGCCGAGUACCACACCUACAGCUUCUUGAUGUCAGAUCAGAGCCUCCAGAAUUGCCUACCUGGAAGAUAAAAGCUAUACUACCCUUAUAGACACCAACCAAUCCUAAUGCCCCCAGAAGUCCAUAGCAGUAAUGCAGCAGAUGUGUUUGUGUGAUUGAUGUUUACAUAAGAUUUGUAACCUACAGUGAGAUCAUGGUCCUACUUUGCAGUUUUCAAAUUCAGCCUUCAUUGUAAACCAAGACUUCUCCCAGGAGAAAUGGAUUCAUAAGCUCUAAUUAAAGCAAAGAGGAAAGGAAAUCUAUAGCUAGAUUUACCCCCCCGCCAAGUGACCUAAGAACAUCUACGAACUAUUUCCAACAAUGAGAGGUAUUUCACAGGACACACAGCAGAGCAUUGGAAACUGAACACUGACUAGCUUGAGUUCUACCAAGGACAAGUUCUGGUAUGAAAUAUUCUACCACUAACCAAUGUAAAGCCAAAUGCAGGAAUCCUCAAUUUUAUAUUAAGUGUAAGAAAGGAUGUUUGAAAGGUUAAGAAACAAUAGUCUGGGCAGAAAGCACAUAUUCUAUAGGAAGUCAGCCUCAUAAUAAAUAAGAAUAAACUCUAUUGAAUAGAAUGCCUCUCAGCCGGGGUUUUAGCUCAGUGGCACUAUGCCUGCCUCGCAAGCACAAGGUCCCGAGUUCGAUCCCUGGUACCAAAAAGAAAAAAAGAAAAAAAAAAAGAAUCCCUCUCUCUCUUUACCUGAGGGAUUGAGAAUUGGGUGUGUCUUAUCCAAAGAAUGCUAGGCUAGAAGUUAGACUUUUACUGUAUUUUUGUCACUAUUGAUUGGAUGACCGGGGACAAGUCAUUAAACUUUUCUGCAUUUGUUUCCUUAUUUGUUAGAUGAGUUUACAGUGAUUUUUAAACAUGUAUUAAUUUUAGAGCUCUCUGUUAAAUAAAUCUUUCAGUGAAUCUCCAUAAUAUUAGAUAUCUAAAAACUGAAGUUCUCUGCUUGAAGAAGUUUGUGGAUCUAUAGUCCCUACACAUCUUCACCUCUGGUUAUUUACCUGGUGGUCCACAAAGGGACUCUGAGGACUUUGAAAAUCUCUGCACUAAAUGAAACCUGAGAUUUAUUCCAGCUCUGAAAAAUCUAAAAUUUGCAAAACGUUUUUUAGUUCUUAUAUUCACUGAUCAGUAUUAGUUACUAAUGUUACUAACCGAAUCUUAAAGAAAUAGGGGCCAGGCUCCACAAGGACAUUAUUUCCCUGGCACGCAGGAGUCACUUGGGAAAUGUUUGAAAAAGAAAUUAGUAAAAUUAAAAUGUGAAAAUGGAAGUUAGGGAAAACAGAUAAUCAUAGAGAAGAAAUAAGUUUUGUUAUGGCAAGAAACAAAGUAAAUUACAACCCAGACAAGGAGAGGGAAUAAUGGAAGGAGAAGGACAGAAAAAAAAGACCAAUAAAGAAAAUAUAGAAAAUGAGGCAGGUGCUAAAGGGGGCUGCCAAAGGAAAAGGGAAAGUCAAUCCAGACAAAGAAAAAUGGCACUUCCAACCACAAAAUGGAGGUGUAGAAUCUCGUCAGUUGUUUAAGAUAAAGACAACUGAGCAGGGAGGGGUUUGACCAAAAAAGAGAAGGAACGAAUGGGAGCCCUAAAAAAAUAAUGUUUCUGGCCACCCUUUACAGCUGUCUCUGCAGGGAAGGCUGGAGAAACUACAGGAGAAAAUGAGUGCAGGAAAAAUUGCCUCUGCAGAGCAGGUAAGAGGAGGUCGUUCCGAUUUAUGGAUUUUAUUAAGCCAGUUUUCUGAAUCACUCCUCCAUAAAGGAAAAUAGCUUCUGCAGGGCUGUCUCUCUUCCUUCAGGUGAGAAACAAAGGCUGGGUGGAGUUAGGAGCAGACGGGUCUGCGAGAUCCUCAGGCAUCUGCAGCUGCGAAGCGCUGCAGGUGCUUCUGGUACUGUGCCAUAUCACGACGAUCUCACAAACGGGAAUUGAAAAUCAGUCCGUGUUGAGGCAGAGAUGAGCGUACAUCUGUUAACUUCCCCGACAGAGAAUAAAUAAAUAAAUAAGUAAAUGGCCAAGACAAACGGACGCCAGUCCGUGCACAGCAACAUUCGAAAGCACAGGCUUUAUGAUAAAACUGGACGUAGGGUCGGUGAGAGACCACAGGCAGCUAUAAACACAGUAGCUACCCUGAAGCUUGAUGCUGCAUAUUGCUAAGGGGAACAUAAUUUAUAGCACAAACCCUACAGCUUCCACUAAGGUUGAGUUUUACUCUCAUUUUCUUGCCUUUUUAUUGGCUUCACUGCACGGUUGCCAAUAGCAACAUCCACUGGUAGCAAGGGGAGUUCAACACCAUUGCAAUCUGCCGUACAGCGGAGCCCUGACAAUGUCAACCAUCAAUCAAGUAGCUGUUUGUAAUUGCCUCCAUCUAUUUCUCCUGUCUCCAGAUAUCCUUCCUAUUGUGGGUCAAGAUUCAGAAACUGCUGACUAAUGCCACGAUCUGUCCCUCCAUGACCACGAAGCAGUGGAAGUGAGGGUAGCAGCCUUCUUGGUACCAACAGCCCUGGGGGUUGGAGGUUGAACUUCUGAAAAUUUGAAGUACUUUUAAUCCCUUUAUAAAAUAAUUUAUAAUUUCCAAGAAUGUGAGGUACACGUGGUUUGCCAUAUAGUUUGCUUUUCCAAAACAAAGAAAAAGAAAACUCCCCAGUCCUCAUUAUUAGUGUUUAUUAUAAUUAUCUAAGUAGUCCUUCUAUUGAAGGGAGGCAUUCGAAAUGUGAGCCUCCUUGCAAAACCUCAAACUGACCAGAUUAAGUAUGCUUCCUGGGGCCUCUUGAGACUAAGAGUUGAAAUGACAUCAUCCUAUAUUUUCUAUGAGAGGUAUUUUUUUUCAGACAUAACAUUUAUUUAUUAUUAGUCAAUAUUGCAAAUAACACCCAUUUGGCCUACAAUACAGCCUAUCCUGACAGGUAAGAACAGAGUGGUAUUCUGUGAGAGUCACCAUCCAGUGCACAGUAGACUGAGGCUCCACCCUACCUGGCCACUGGCUGGACCGGUAAUCUUGGGACUGUCCAGGUCUUAGGUUUUCCAUCUGUUAAAUAAAAGCAAUGACAUUUAUUCCAUUUCCACACCAAAGAAUGAGCUGUGUUUUGCUUUUUAAAUUUUUUCUAAAGCGUUUUAUUUUUUCUUCUCAGAUACAAUACUACCAAACCUAACGAGGUCAUCUUCUCACUAAAGAUAGAAUAAAGAAUUACAUGUGUGCAGUAUAUAUAAAAACAAUAUAUAUUUUUAAAAUGUAUCAUAUGGUCACUGAUACAUUUUGAAAAUAUAUAUCUGUAAUUUCAUCCAGAACAAUUUUAGAUUUUCUCAUUCAUGGGUAUCCCAUAAAUGAUGUCAUUUAUUUAUAAGUAAAUUUAUAAGGUGAGUCAAAAAAGUUAGCAUUGUAUGUGCAUUUUCUGUUUCUAAAAUCUGAGGUGCCUGUGCAUUUCCAGGUAUUUUAUAUUUGCAAACAUUGGAUUAAAAAUAAUCUUCACAUAUUUUGUAUUCGAGGAAUGGUAAUAUAUUAAUUCUCCUGGAAUUUGGUUGCCUUUUCUGUGUAUUAAAUUUUAUCAUACUUUAUUCAUUUAUCUUAAGUCAUUAAACAAUCUGCUCAAUUUACUCUGCAGUACAAUUAUUUUGAAACCUAUUUCUAAAACAAAAACAAUUUUUAAAAAAUCCAUUUUUCCUGAUAAUUCUUAUAAAUUUCAGAAAGACAAAAAGACAGUCUCAUCUCCAGUAACAGUGUGAAACAAUUUCCUUCAAGUGGGACAGAAAUCUAAAUAUAUUUGGGAAAGAGUUAAAUAUAAAGAAAAAUGCUUUGGCUGGCGGGGGAAAAGGCAAAAAGGAUUUAUUAAAGCCAUGGAAACAAAACUAAUUUGGAACCUUAAAAACUGGCGAUGUCCCUGCAGUGAAGUUUUAUUAUUUGCCUCAGAAUAAUGGUCUCUGAAAUUGUUAUUCUGCCAUGUGCUGUAAAGAACUCCCCAAAUUCAAAUGUACUAGGAAUUUAAAGGUUAAAUCUGGCUUCAAGGCCAAAACUUCCUAAGUUUCCUAAGUGAACAAUAAUAGAAUAAAACAUAUGGAUGGCAGAAAUAAAAUGAGGUGUAUCUAGAGAAUUUCAUGGUGAGCAUUUCUAUUUAGCAAUGCCCAGUGUUGUCCAUAUCACUAUCUUUCCCUUAACUAAUCAUUUUUGGUUGUGCAUCUACUUUAAUUUUGAAUAUUCUUGCAGAUUUGCUAUCUCUCUCAGCAGUGCUAAAAAUAAAUCAUCUAUCUGUGUAGCAUAUCUACACCAAUGUCACUGAACGUAUA